Knipowitschia caucasica is the source of this 939-nucleotide messenger RNA. Lineage: Eukaryota; Metazoa; Chordata; Actinopteri; Gobiiformes; Gobiidae. The record is from the annotation of a GenBank genome assembly.
AUGGAGAACAUCACAUCCACUUUACAGGACUUCCCGCGGGGUCUGAACUUAACCAAAAUGCCUCAGAAACCGCUGGAAGAGCAGGUCGUCACCAUCCUCCUCACUCUGCUGAUCUGCGGAGUUGGUAUCGCCGUGGAACGGUACAUCGCGAUAUGCCACUCGAUCAAGGCCCAGUUCAUCUGCACGGUCUCCAGAGCUAAACGAAUCAUUGCCGGGGUUUGGCUUUUCACGUCUCUCUAUUGCGUCAUGUGGUUUUUCCUGGUGGACUUGAACAAAACGGUCUAUUCGAACGGUGUGGUGGUGACUUGUGGCUACAGGGUGUCCCGCAGUCUCUAUAUGCCUGUGUAUUUCCUGGACUUUGCUCUGUUCUAUGUGGUCCCGCUGUUCGUGGCUAUGGUUUUGUACGGACUCAUAGCCAAGAUCCUCUACAUGAGUCCGCUGCCCCCCCACCUGAACGACAGGGGGGGGUCUGUGCACCGCUGCGCCAAUGGGACCAGUAAGAACAGCAAGGGGACGAUGACGGCAAGAAAGCAGAUCACCAAGAUGCUGGCCGUGGUGGUGGUCCUCUUCGCGGUUCUGUGGAUGCCCUAUCGCACUCUGGUGGUGGUCAACUCCUUCAUCCAGCCACCGUUCCACAACUCCUGGUUCCUCCUCCUUUGCCGCAUGUGCAUCUACUGCAACAGUGCCAUCAACCCAAUCAUCUACAACCUCAUGUCCCACAAGUUCAGAGUGGCUUUCAAGAAGCUGUGCGCCUGCUCCCGAGAAGAGGACAAGACCGCGGAGAUCCACACUCCCAUUUUUUUUACUGUCCAGAGGGAUGUGUCCAAUGAAAGCCACCUGACCUUGACGGAACCAGAGGAGGAUGAGGAUGGACAGCCGAGCAUGAGGAAGAUGCACAAGCGUGAUAAAAGUACAAUGGCAGCGUUAUAUAAUCAGUAG